Molecule: messenger RNA, 375 nt
Organism: Strongylus vulgaris
Lineage: Eukaryota; Metazoa; Nematoda; Chromadorea; Rhabditida; Strongylidae
Source: the annotation of a GenBank genome assembly
GCUAGGGCAUUAGUAAGAGACCCAAAAAUCUUACUUUUGGAUGAAGCCACAAGUGCACUCGAUGCGGAAAGCGAAUCUGUGGUGCAGAAGGCCUUGGAAAGGGCGUCCAUUGGUCGCACAACGAUAAUUAUAGCACACAGGCUAUCAACAAUCAGGAAUGCCAAUAAAAUCAUUGCUAUGAAAGUUACCCAUGUCGAGGAAGAGGACCACGCAGCUGAUAUGAGACGUGCAAGUCUUUCGAGAGAGAUCUCUGUGCAAACGGUCAAUGAUAUGCAGAUUAGAAUGCGUGGCGCCACAAUCAUGACGAUGGAAGGACAAGAGCAGGAGGAAACAAAGGAGAAGAAGGAUGAUAUUACGCGACUGAAGAAAGGUUAG